Periophthalmus magnuspinnatus is the source of this 1874-nucleotide messenger RNA. RefSeq lists its product as uncharacterized. Gene Ontology annotation, molecular function: cell-cell adhesion mediator activity. NCBI's taxonomy places the organism in Eukaryota, Metazoa, Chordata, Actinopteri, Gobiiformes, Gobiidae. The transcript is spliced from 12 exons. Bases 26 to 1861 code for a protein of 611 amino acids. The record is from RefSeq and is a predicted model, not a curated record.
CACACAGCCGGAGCCUUACAGAGGGAUGUGGUUCUCACUGCUGAUCACAAUGUACCUGGCUUUUAAAGCCUCAGCUUCACAGAUUAUUGGUCAUGGAAACACAUCGGCUGACUACGGCGGGGAGGCGCACUACACGUGUAAACUGGAUGAUCUUAAAGAUGUACUCCAAGUCACGUGGCAGCGGCUCUAUGCAGACAACUCUAUAGAGAAUUUGGCGACCUACAGUAAGCGUUUUGGGGAGCAGGUGAACAACCCGUACAAGGGCAAAAUCCUGUUCACACAGGCGUCUCUCCGCUCCUCGUCUAUAACUGUGGCGAAUCUGACGUGGGCGGACGAAAGCUGCUACGUGUGCUUAUUUAACGCCUAUCCCAGCGGCUCCAAACUGCACCAAACUUGUCUUAAAGUGCAAGGUGUAUCUGACGUCAAAACGCAGGUGCAUGAGCUCAGUGGUGAAUCUGAAAACAAAGAUUCACACGUGGUAUUUAGCUGCUCUGCCACUGGUAAACCAGCUCCCAAAAUCCAGUGGGAAUAUUCACAAGAUGUAACUGUUGUAGCGAAAUCCCAAACGUUAGUACUGACCAAUGAUGACCAGUCACUCACCAGCAGCAGGAACCUGACUCUGCAGCUGUAUCCGGACUGGAGCGGAGAUGUUCACUGUCUCAUCAAUCCUGGAACAAGAGGAGAACGCAAACAGAGCAUUACAUAUACAAGAAUUAAGAACAUCACAAAGAAUGAUGGAAGGAGAUCUUACAUCAUUCUCAUCGUUUGUCUGGUUAUUCUCCCUGUUCUCUCUAUUGUUGUGUUGAUUUUUCUUCUGUUAAAAAGAAACGGCGCAAACAUGGAUCUACGCGUUUGGUCGUCCGGCUUAUUUAUUUUAAUGUCUGCUGUUUUUCUAGAAGGUUUAAAGACAGAAGUGAAAGUCCAUGUGGACUUGGUAGUAAAGGCAGGAGAGGAGGCACAAAUCCCGUGUCCUCUCCAACACUCCCCUGACGUCCUGCAGGUCCUGUGGAUAAAGAUUCUCCCUGAAGGGGAGGUCAUUGUGGGCUCCUGUGUCAAGUCUCGGCACAGCAAACGCAACUCCAAAUUCUCCAGGAGGCUCAGUAUCAGAGGAGCAGAGGUCCAGGACUGCACUUUGGUCGUCCAGAGUGUCUCAGCAGAGGACGUGGGCUCAUACAAAUGUCUGUUCAUCACCUCCUCUGAUGUGGCGUACGCAGGACAAAUCCACCUUCAGACGUACGAGCUACACGGGCCCAUCUUGAAUGUGACGAGAUCCCAUUCCACAGGAGAGCAUGAGGUGUCCUGCUCUGCCACUGGACGUCCUGCUCCUAACAUCUCCUUACGUUCCAAACACAGACACUGGACAAACAGCAGCUCCGUUACAAAUUCCAAUGGAACAGUGACAGUGGUCUCCACAGCCAGACUGUCCCACUCCACACAAACAGAACAGUUUCACUGCUCCGUCACGACUCCAUAUGAGAAGAAUCACGUCAAUAUAACUGUCCCAGACCUAGAAGUUCCAGUCUCUACUGAACUAAAGGUAGAAGGAGCUGUUGAAUAUCUGCAUUCCCAAGUAUUAAGUGACGUGUGUGUUGGGAUCUCAGUCUUGUUUGUUGUUCUGGUCUGUGUAUGUGGUGGUGUUUUUGUUGCACUGAUCAUCAAGAACAAACAGCAGAAGAAGAGUGUCCCAAGAGACGACAAGAACAUGGAGACUGGAGAUGAAAGAACAGCACAGAAGAGUGACAUAAACAAUGGGUCCUUACGUAAGCGUACCCCAGAGAAAAAUGAGCCUUCUACACCGCAAAACUCAUCAAGAAAACUUGAUUUUGAGGGGAACAUAAUCACUACCAAUAGUUUGAACUGAUUUGUAAUUUACA